AUGCAGGCGGCUGCCGAGCAAGCUUGCCAGCACCUGGGAUCAGUGGCGACCACUCGCCCAGAGCAAGCGUCUGCAGCUUUGGCGAGCGCAUCAGCACCCGUGGAGAAUCACGUAGAGGUCGUGGCCGAUGGCGGAAGGCAGGCCAAAGACAACAAGUCAAAGUUGGGAGUGAUUGUGUCGCAGAGGACGAGGAAAGCCAUAACCGAGGAUGUUCUGAAGUAUGAUGUGACGGAGCCAAGAGGACCUGGUCAAGGCUUUCUUUGCAAAGUGGUGGUGAGGCUUGAUGGAGGAAGUGGCUCCGAGCAAAGCUUCUCUGGCAAGAUUUGCUCGAACAAAAAGGAGGCCAUGCAGGCGGCUGCCGAGCAAGCUUGCCAGUACCUGGGAUCAGUGGCGACCACUCGCCCAGAGCAAGCGUCUGCAGCUUUGGCGAGCGCAUCAGCACCCGUGGAGAAUCACGUAGAGGUCGUGGCCGAUGGCGGAAGGCAGGCCAAAGACUACAAGUCAAAGUUGGGAGUGAUUGUGUCGCAGAGGACGAGGAAAGCCAUAACCGAGGAUGUUCUGAAGUAUGAUGUGACGGAGCCAGGAGGACCUGGUCAAGGCUUUCUUUGCAAAGUGGUGGUGAGGCUUGAUGGAGGAAGUGGCUCCGAGCAAAGCUUCUCUGGCAAGAUUUGCUCGAACAAAAAGGAGGCCAUGCAGGCGGCUGCCGAGCAAGCUUGCCAGUACCUGGGAUCAGUGGCGACCACUCGCCCAGAGCAAGCGUCUGCAGCUUUGGCGAGCGCAUCAGCACCCGUGGAGAAUCACGUAGAGGUCGUGGCCGAUGGCGGAAGGCAGGCCAAAGACUACAAGUCAAAGUUGGGAGUGAUUGUGUCGCAGAGGACAAGGAAAGCCAUAACCGAGGAUGUUCUGAAGUAUGAUGUGACGGAGCCAAGAGGACCUGGUCAAGGCUUUCUUUGCAAAGUGGUGGUGAGGCUUGAUGGAGGAAGUGGCUCCGAGCAAAGCUUCUCUGGCAAGAUUUGCUCGAACAAAAAGGAGGCCAUGCAGGCGGCUGCCGAGCAAGCUUGCCAGUACCUGGGAUCAGUGGCGACCACUCGCCCAGAGCAAGCGUCUGCAGCUUUGGCGAGCGCAUCAGCACCCGUGGAGAAUCACGUAGAGGUCGUGGCCGAUGGCGGAAGGCAGGCCAAAGACUACAAGUCAAAGUUGGGAGUGAUUGUGUCGCAGAGGACGAGGAAAGCCAUAACCGAGGAUGUUCUGAAGUAUGAUGUGACGGAGCCAAGAGGACCUGGUCAAGGCUUUCUUUGCAAAGUGGUGGUGAGGCUUGAUGGAGGAAGUGGCUCCGAGCAAAGCUUCUCUGGCAAGAUUUGCUCGAACAGAAAGGAGGCCAUGCAGGCGGCUGCCGAGCAAGCUUGCCAGUACCUGGGAUCAGUGGCGACCACUCGCCCAGAGCAAGCGUCUGCAGCUUUGGCGAGCGCAUCAGCACCCGUGGAGAAUCACGUAGAGGUCGUGGCCGAUGGCGGAAGGCAGGCCAAAGACUACAAGUCAAAGUUGGGAGUGAUUGUGUCGCAGAGGACGAGGAAAGCCAUAACCGAGGAUGUUCUGAAGUAUGAUGUGACGGAGCCAAGAGGACCUGGUCAAGGCUUUCUUUGCAAAGUGGUGGUGAGGCUUGAUGGAGGAAGUGGCUCCGAGCAAAGCUUCUCUGGCAAGAUUUGCUCGAACAAAAAGGAGGCCAUGCAGGCGGCUGCCGAGCAAGCUUGCCAGUACCUGGGAUCAGUGGCGACCACUCGCCCAGAGCAAGCGUCUGCAGCUUUGGCGAGCGCAUCAGCACCCGUGGAGAAUCACGUAGAGGUCGUGGCCGAUGGCGGAAGGCAGGCCAAAGACUACAAGUCAAAGUUGGGAGUGAUUGUGUCGCAGAGGACGAGGAAAGCCAUAACCGAGGAUGUUCUGAAGUAUGAUGUGACGGAGCCAAGAGGACCUGGUCAAGGCUUUCUUUGCAAAGUGGUGGUGAGGCUUGAUGGAGGAAGUGGCUCCGAGCAAAGCUUCUCUGGCAAGAUUUGCUCGAACAGAAAGGAGGCCAUGCAGGCGGCUGCCGAGCAAGCUUGCCAGUACCUGGGAUCAGUGGCGACCACUCGCCCAGAGCAAGCGUCUGCGGCUUUGGCGAGCGCAUCCGUGCCUGAGGCUUUGACCGAGGCAGGAGGGAAGUUCAGUCAUUGCAAAAAGAAGAACAACCAGAAGAAGAAGAAGAAGAAGAAGAAGAAGAAGAAGAAGAAGAAGAAGACGAAACUUCUCCGGUCCCCGGGCGGCUACGCGGCAGCUCUGGUGGCGGCGCCAGCGCCGCAGCUGCUGCAGCCAGCACUGCCUGCGAACCAGGCUAUGCUGCCUAGGGAGGCCUGGCCAGCUGAGUCCCGUGUGGCACUGCCGGAUGGCAGUGGCUACGCCCUCCAGGCGGCCUUGCAGUGUGACUCCAUGGUAACAUGCGAUGGGUUACAAGCGUUUACAAUCCUUAUGUUUGUCGGACUGCUUACAGACGAGAACAAAUCGUUCGUGAACUUGUGCAUUCCCAUAUCAUUGGCAUACCAGGCACAUGUACUUCCCAAGAUGCGGUUGGCAUUCCAGUGUCCCAGACACAGGUGGGCACGCAUUUGUGGAUUGAGUGGGGGCGCAGAGCAGGGAGGGCUGAACAAGCCGCUGGUGUGGCUAUUGCGCUACGUCGGAAUGUAUUCCAUGAUCGGAAUGUCAGACAAGUUUAUCAGCCUCCUGAAGAACUGGCGGGCAGGUUCGGGGCAGUGCGGCUUGUUCGUGGUGAUGUGGACUUGUGCGCAAUUGUCGUGUAUCAGUAUCCUGAGCCUCACCCCCCCAACACAGAUGCUCAGCGCAGACAGGCUAAGCGCCUGUGGAUGUAUGUGGCUGCUUUUCUUGACAGGCUUCCUCAUAGAUGCCUUCCUGUCCUCCUCCUGGAUGCAAACGGGCACACAGGGCUUCAUCGGCAUGAGGGCGGAUUUGCACACAUCAAUAGUGAAGCAGUGGGGCAAGCGGACGCCGCGCUUGAAAAUUUCAAUGGAUGCGUUGCAGGGCGUGCGUAGGCCACAGUUCCUUGCGGACGUUGAAAUUGCUUGUGAGCAGGCGUUGCCGAAGCUUGAGCUUCCUGUGCUACAGCGACCCACUGUUGUUUUUCAGGCCUUGCAUGAUGCACUGGCGCAGGCAACCAAACUGCAUUACUCUGGUGGCCUGGUGGUGCAAAAACUAAGUGUGAUCGACCUGCUGAUACGCGGGAGGCGCUGUUCCAUACCCAGGCAGCCAAGACAUGCCUUGUUCAGACUGUGCUUCCUGCUGCUAGUCGUGACUCACUGCAGUUUUUGGCCAACCUUCUCCAACAGUGGAAGCGAUUGGCAGCCUUCUGGAGGGCACGUCGGGCUUCAGAUGUGCUUGUCAAGCGCGAUCGUGAAUCAUGGAGGCAGGUUUGACAGGCCAAAAUCUGUGCAGCCAACAUGUUCGUACUGGUUGUCGUAUCUGCAACAAGACGGGCCUGAUGGUGGUUGCCAGGCCAAGUCCAUUGAUUGGGAGGACGUUUUUCAAAAAGCAUGCCAGCCCAGGACCCUGGUGCGUGCACUUGAUGCAGCCAAAGAUCUUGCGUGGCACGAUUUUCACGGAAUUUGCCAGCGGGGUCGUCGAUUGCAGCCUCGAAAGGGGUAUCCUUCCUGGGGCAUGCCAGCAGAGGUUUGGCGACAAGUUCUUUUUCCAACCUGGAAAUUUUCUCAAGUCAGGUUCGGAAUUGGCUACGCUGACAGAUGCUCGUUGCCUAACGGCCACUUUCAGAAACUCUUUCACCAGCUGCUCCUCUCUAUCAGGAGUUACGACGAAGUUCCUGUACAAUGGCAAAGGAGCGAGGUCAUUGAGUUGGAUAAGCACAAUGGCAAAGCAAAAUGCGCUGGUGUUCGCGCCAUCAACAACUUGGACACUAUGGGCAAACUCUACUUCGGAUGGCUCGGAGGCAGAUGCAAACAACAGCAUCUCCGGCACUAUGCCGCGGGAUACAUUUGUAACAAAAGCCGAUUGGAUGCGAUGCUGGUGCAGAACGCUACUGCGUGGCGAGCAAAGAAACACGGCUUGUCCGUUCUCACCUCCUCGCAUGAUGUUGCCAAUGCCUUCUACAGUCCGCUUCGCAGCGUCCUACACGAUUGCGUUGAGCGCGUUGCGCAGCCAGUGGAUGCAUCUCUUCUUCAGCAGCGGCACAGCGAAGCUUACAUGUGCAUCAAAGCGUGUGAUGGCAAUAUCAAUGUGCAGCCACAGACUGGCAUUCUACAAGGAGAUGGGUUCGCUUGCGAACAUUUCCUUCUUGCCUAUCAUCCAGCGAUUGACGAGUACUGCGCUGACAUGCUUACAGCGGUGGGCGAGGAGUUUGUUUCAGUGGACCCGGUGUCACAAGAACGUGUUGACUGUUCCUUGUCUUCAUAUGCCGAUGAUGUUUGCAAAAAACAUGUGGUCUCGAAUCCUGACGAUAUGGCCUUUCGUUCUGGCUUGUCCAACUGCUUGUUCGACGCCGCUCUGUCCAAGGUCGGCAUCGCGCAAAACGCAGACAAGCAAGUUCAUCAUGUUCUCUUUUGUGGACAAGGCUCAGACGAUUUCAUGCGAGCCGCUUAUUCUCAAGCUUUGGUGGCGGGCGGUAUGCACAGGACCAUUAAGUAUUUGGGUGGCAUUUCGCAGUAUGCUGGAGGCAAUGGGCCGGAAAUCACUGCUCGUGUCCGGGCAGCGCAGGGUGCAUGGUGCUCUUAUGGGAAACUGUGGUCCAGCCCCAAGGUGGCCGCAAGGCCGUUGGUCACCAUAUUCAAGAGCAGUGUGUAUUCACAUGUGGUUUCAGGCCUGGAGGCUCGGGUGCUCCACAAAGGCGAGUACGACAGGCUGGAUAGAUUUGUUCUCUCCAAGGGUAGGAAAGUCAUGCGUGGUGAUGCUUGUGCCAAAAUCUUGUCGGAAGAUGGGCAGAUCGCUUAUCAUGCAGUACCGUCGCACAAAGUUUGGAGGUUCUUGCAGUUGGUGCCGUCAAGCAUUGAACUGCGAGUCCGGCGGCUCAAACUCUGGCAGGAUGUGGCGAGAUGUCCGCAUAAACAUGUGCAACUUCUUGCGGCUGUCUUUGGACGGUUUUCGUUCGAGACUUUGCCUACACUGGAUUGUCAUGGUAGGCUUGCGCAUGGCUGCAAUCCUUGGGCGGUGCAGUUUCAGCAGGACAUCCAAGCAUUGGGGGAAGUGGACGACGGUGUGCGUCUGGUGCAAGAUCUGGCGGGUAGCUGCGUUCGAAUGUUCACUGAUCUUCGAGAACAGUUCAUGGCAGUUGAUUGCACGGUGUUACGGCGCCAGUUCUUGUGUGUGGCUAUCCCACCACCGGGAUUUCAAGAUACCAUCCCCCCUACAGUGCCAGAUGUCCUGCUCGAGGCUGACUUGCAGUUCGCCUGUGACUGCAAGCUUGAUGACGGGAGCAUUUGUUCUGCCAAGUUCGCGUCGCGGCAUGCUUUGGCUGUCCACAAGUUUUUCACAAAGAACGGGACUCAUGGUCAAAAUGGUGUGGCAUAUCAGGCUGCCGUCAGCAAUGUGUGCCCCUGGUGUCGCUGCAUCUUUGUUGACAAGCGUUGUGCCAAGCAGCACAUACAGAGAUCUUUCAAGCAUGGACGAUGUAAGGGCAAAGGGUGCACCACUGUACAUCAGAUUCAGCCUGUUGAUGAUGUGUCGUGUCCAUAUUGCCAAGCAGAGCAUGACACCAUGGAUGGCUUGUUGCAGUGCAUCACUACACAUGUUGCUGGGCCUACUCCAGCCCAAGCUGCAGCUCAGGACGCAGUUCCCCCCCAGUAG
Messenger RNA from Symbiodinium natans, 5835 nucleotides. Lineage: Eukaryota; Dinophyceae; Suessiales; Symbiodiniaceae. The record is from the annotation of a GenBank genome assembly.